Etheostoma cragini (Arkansas darter) is the source of this 2648-nucleotide messenger RNA. RefSeq names its product LON peptidase N-terminal domain and ring finger 1, like (gene lonrf1). Gene Ontology annotation, molecular function: protein binding; metal ion binding. The transcript is spliced from 12 exons. The record is from RefSeq and is a predicted model, not a curated record. The coding region runs from base 148 to 2376 and encodes 742 amino acids. NCBI's taxonomy places the organism in Eukaryota, Metazoa, Chordata, Actinopteri, Perciformes, Percidae.
AUGACCAUGUUUUUUAUGUAACAAUUGGGUGCUUGUCGGUCCAUUAGCUACACUGUGAAGGACCGCGGCUGCUAAAGAAAUGAAUGUAGGCUACACGUCAACAGAAGAAAAUCUACAUUACAUUCAUUUUCUUUUUCUGACACUACAAUGUCGCUCAAACCGCAAGUGGAGGACGCACCGGAGGAGAGAAGCGCCUUCUUUAUUGGCCCUGACUCGGACAACGUCUUGGAAGGGCAGGACCACCAUCAAUUUAUGCUACAAAAAGCCAAUGCUCUAGCAUCGAAAAACGACCUAAAAGAAGCCAUUGACUGGUUUUCAGUGGCUUUGCAGUAUGGCCCUGUUCAACCGGAACAAUUAAGCACCUUCGUGGACUGUAUCCUCCGCAACUUUAAGAGAAAAGUGGUUGGACCAGACUCACUUUUGGGCCGGGGUCGCGAGGCAGGGGAUAGCUGUAAGGACGAGGAUGUCUUUGACUGUCCUAACUGUCAAAGCUUUUUAGGUGUGCCUGUGACCAUAGCCUGUGGCCAUUCGUACUGUAAUAGAUGUUUACGACGACGGCUGCUCUCCAAAUGUAGGCUAUGCAAUGAACCCGUUAGCGGUGAGGAGAAAACUAACGUACUACUGUGCGGACUUUUAGAAAAAUGGUUCCCCGAAGAGCUGAAUAAGUCUAAAAAGAUAAGUGAAGUGGAUGAGCUGUGUAGAAGGAGACGCUACCAAGAAGCAGUGUCGCUAGCAACCGAUGUUAUUCAAUGUGAUCCAGAGACGACGGCGUUGGCACGACUAUCUCGGGCGGAGGCCUACAUGGCUCUGAAACAGUACCAUCGGGCUUUAAAGGACACAGAACUUAGUCCCUGGUUCAGUUGUUCUGCUGAAGCUUUGUUCAGGAAAGCUAUGGUGCUGCAAGAGAUGGGCCAAGUGGACGAGUCCCUCCAAGUCUUCCUCCACUGUCUAUCUGUGGACAAGGACUUCCCCUGUGCUAAAAGACAAGUGGAAAAGAUCCUGUGUGGCCUGCUCCACCCCACUGAGGAGAAUGUCAAGGUUGGCCUGAGAGAAACAACGCUGAACACGUCACCUCACUUGCGCAGUAAAAGCCUCAUGGCCGAUGCCCAAGCUGGACCACACAGCCCAGUCCAAAGACAACACCAACACCAGGUCCGCACCGCCUCGGCCCACCACCAUCUGGACAACCAGGAGAAGCGCUGGGAAAGCCUGGAGCGGCCUGGUCUGAGCCGAGCUCAUUCGCUGCGGACGCAUGGCUCUAGUUCUGUUGAGGAAGGGCUCAAGAGAGUUUGCUCUGCUCCUCAGCUGGGCGACGAGGACAAGGCCAGCCUGCUGAAGAGGAAGCUGUCUGUGUCAGACACAGAGCACUGUGUUGUGGACAAUGGAGGUAGCAAGCUUAAAAAACAAGGUGUGGUGAAAAGCUCCAAACCAAAGGUUAAAACCUGCAGAAGGGUUGCUGAGGAUCUUCUGGACGCCAAUGACUUGGAGUGCUCUCUCUGCAUGAGGUUAUUCUACGAGCCUGUGACUACACCAUGUGGACACACCUUCUGUAAAAACUGUUUGGAGCGCUGCUUGGACCAUACACCCCAGUGUCCCCUCUGUAAAGAGAGCCUGAAAGAGUAUCUAGCAUGUAGAAAGCACACAGUGACAACCGUCUUGGACACGUUGAUCAAACAGUAUUUGAGUCAGGAAUAUGCAGAGAGGACUAAAACUCACCUGGAGGAGACCCGAGAGCUUUCUAAUCCGACAAAGAAUGUGCCUAUCUUUGUGUGUACCUUGGCCUACCCCACUGUGCCUUGCCCCCUGCAUGUCUUCGAGCCACGUUACCGCCUCAUGAUUCGCCGCUGCAUGGACACAGGCACGCGGCAGUUUGGGAUGUGUAUCAGUGAUCCCCAGAAAGGGUUUGUAGAUUUUGGCUGCAUGCUGACCAUUAGGAGUGUCCAUUUUCUCCCUGACGGACGAUCAGUAGUGGACACCAUUGGAGGAAAACGCUUUCGGGUCCUAUCCCGAGGAAUGAAGGAUGGUUACAGUACUGCUAACAUUGAGCACCUGGGUGAUGCCAGGGUGGAGGACGGGGACGAGCUAGAGAAACUACAAGACCUGCAUGACGCAGUGUAUGAGCAGGCCCGCGUCUGGUUCCAGAACCUCAAAAUCCACUUCCACAACCAGAUCCUGCAGCACUUUGGACCUAUGCCAGAACGUGAAGCUGACAUCCAGGCAACUCCCGAUGGUCCAGCGUGCUGCUGGUGGCUGCUGGCUGUCCUGCCUAUCGACCCACGCUACCAGCUGUCUGUCCUCGCCAUGACCAGCCUCAAAGAACGCCUGGUGAAGAUCCAGCACAUCCUCACAUAUCUACAGAGCAUCCCCAACAACUAGAGCUUCCUCUUCUCAUCGCCGCAAACAUCUUUUCAACUUUGAAAUAACAUUCAAGCAACCCUGUAACAACAUUUCGCCAAGUUUUGUUUCUACUGCCAUCUGAUCCUUCAACUUUUCUUAUUACAGCUGAAAAACACCUCAUUUUACAGUUCUUCACAUAAAGCCUACACUAGAUAAACAGCAAAGCUGAAACAUCCUUAAACUGUGGGCAAACCACCUCAGGGAUACUUUUGCUGACGCACAUUAUUUGUUCGUGACUAUGGGAAUUUUUU